Messenger RNA from Cottoperca gobio, 3474 nucleotides. It is a transcript of the gene gper1, whose product is annotated as G protein-coupled estrogen receptor 1. Gene Ontology annotation, molecular function: G protein-coupled receptor activity; nuclear estrogen receptor activity. Gene Ontology annotation, cellular component: membrane. The record is from RefSeq and is a predicted model, not a curated record. Gene Ontology annotation, biological process: G protein-coupled receptor signaling pathway; cellular response to estradiol stimulus. Lineage: Eukaryota; Metazoa; Chordata; Actinopteri; Perciformes; Bovichtidae. Bases 1255 to 2343 code for a protein of 362 amino acids. The transcript is spliced from 4 exons.
CAAAUGUUUACGAUAAAUAUUACCAAGACAAACUGUGCAGCCCGGUACCGAAUGAUCCACGGCCCGGUACAGGUCCACGACCCGGUGGUUGGGGACCCCUGGUCGAGCUGACAAAGGGAUCUUAUUGUAGGAACUAUUUUCUUUCUACCGAACUACACCUGCCAACCGUAUCACUGCGCAGAAGGAAGCGCUGCAGGUAAGAGGAAAAAGAUCUUUAAAUGUACAAUAUGUAAUGUUCUGCCGCUACUGGUGCACAUUACUUUGUUACAUUCAUUUCUGUAGGUUUGAAAAGUGUUGGAAACAUUUGGGAUAAUGUAAGUAGUUUUACAUUUAAAUGCAGAAAUGUUGCACCUUUAACGAAGAGCAAUACCAGAUGUUCCUCCUCUUAAACAUUAUAUUCUCUUGCUGAACAGAAUAAAACAUGUAUAGUUCUCCCACCAUGUGAAUCCUACAGCUCAGAGCAGAACCUUCCGGAAGGAGCCUUCAUCUGUGACGCACCACAUCACUCGGGCUCUGGGGAGACGAGCAGACCGGGGGGGGAGGGGGGGGGGGAGUGAUGCUUUAAAAACAACACACCCUUUCCUCCCUCGACGGUCCUGUGCUUUGCUUUCCCUCUCCAGAAAUGGGAGCAGAGAAUUCAAACACAUUAAAUACACUAACAAUAAAAGUGCAGCAUCAGCUAAAUAUCAAACAUGGCCCUGGAAGCAGCGGAGGAGCCGGGCCGCGCAGGAUGUUCCAAAGGUUGUGGUUGUGGCUGUGGGAGAUGUUGGAUGGAGCCAGAAGAACAUCAGACUGACAGGGUUGGGCCAAACAGCAGGUGGUGCAGAAGAGAAGCCCGGACAUGGGAUUUACAGAUCUCUGCCUCUCUUACUUCUGAACAAGACAAGCAUGAAGGAGCAACAAAGCCCAGAAGACUCAGGUGUCGCAGUAAUAGCGUCUCCGGCCGACGCUCGCUGAAUAAAGAUGCACACGGACUUGGACGGACAAAUCCCAUGACUCAAAAGAGGAGAAAGACGUCCACCCGUUCACCGUCUGUGAGGAUGUGAGUCGUCGGGCUACGAAGACAUGGAGAUGCUUUUUUGUUUCGUGUCUGGAAUCUACAGAUGAACCUUGAUGUCAACAUGGGGUCACCGAUUUGUUUCACUCCCCUGACUUCUGUCAGCAGGUUCAACGCUGCAUAGAUGAUUCCUCCUGUGAAGAGACAUCACUGGGAACUAACAGGGUCCAAUGAUGUAGCAGCUACAGGUGACUUACAUGUGGCCUAUGAUUCAAGACAGUCCAAUCGCAGUCAGUAUGGAAGUGCAGACAACCUCUCUGCUCUGGAUAUAUGUUAACAGUACAGAACAGCUGAACGCUUCAUAUGACUUUAACACGACUGAAGACUCAAACCGAUCUUACACGAUCGGCCUCUUCCUGUCCUGCCUCUACACCAUUCUCCUCUUUCCUAUUGGAUUUAUCGGCAACAUCUUAAUCCUGGUGGUGAACCUGAACCACCGAGAGAAGAUGACCAUCCCCGACCUUUACUUUGUUAACCUGGCUGCAGCCGACCUCAUCCUGGUGGCAGAUUCCCUCAUCGAGGUCUUCAAUCUGAAUGAGAAAUACUACGACUACGCUGUCCUCUGCACCUUCAUGUCCCUGUUCCUGCAGGUCAACAUGUACAGCAGCAUCUUCUUCCUCACGUGGAUGAGCUUUGACCGAUACAUUGCCUUGGCUAGCUCCAUUAGCAGCAGCCCGCUGAGGACUAUGCAGCACGCCAAGCUCAGCUGCGGCCUCAUCUGGAUGGCGUCCAUCCUGGCCACCCUCCUCCCCUUCACCAUCGUGCAGACGCAGCACCGGGGUGAGGUGCACUUCUGCUUCGCCAACGUCAUUGAGAUACAGUGGCUGGAGGUCACCAUUGGCUUUUUGGUGCCCUUCUCCAUCAUCGGUCUCUGCUACUCUCUGAUCGGGAGAAUCCUCAUGAGGUCGCAGAAGCACCGGGGGCUGUGGCCGCGGCGGCAGAAGGCCCUGCGCAUGAUCGUGGUGGUGGUUCUGGUGUUCUUCAUCUGCUGGCUGCCGGAGAACGUCUUCAUCAGCAUCCAGCUGCUGCAGGGCACGGCUGACCCGUCGCAGAGGACUGCUACCACCCUGUGGCAUGACUACCCGCUCACAGGUCACAUUGUUAACCUGGCAGCGUUCUCCAACAGCUGCCUCAACCCCAUUAUCUACAGCUUUCUAGGGGAAACCUUCAGGGACAAGCUGCGUCUCUUCGUUAAGCGGAAGGCCAGCUGGUCGGUGGUGAACCGCUUCUGCCACCACGGCCUCGAUUUACACCUCCCCGUCAGGAGCGUGGUGUCGGAAGUGUGACUGUUAAGAAGAGCGGCGGUUGUUAUAAAAGUCCACAAAAUGGGCUACAAAUUCUAUCCAAGUGACAUAUCACCCAGCGUGACACAAAACCUCAGCUUUCUUCUUCUGUCGGCUUCGCCUCGCACUCGUCUCAGUUCACCUGCUCACUUUCUGAACAAAAACACCAAAAAUGUACAAUCAAAGACGGAGGAAGGCGUGUUGUGUGCGGCACUUUGAGUAGAUAACAAUGCACACACACACACACACACACACACACACACACACACACACACACACUACUUAAAGCUGUUUCAGGUUCACGUUGGAUCGCUGUCUACAAGUGGAGUCUGCUGUGUUGUGUCUUCAAAAGGUUUGCUGGACUGCAAGACAGUGAGAAGCAAAACGUCAGACUCUACUCUUCAAAUAAAGCCAGCGGGCAGAAGUAACUAACGGAGAGAUGAGUGUCAGAGGAGAGCAGCGUUUGUGUAAGACAGACAAUAAUGAGGUUGUGAUAUCGAUCAUGCAAAACUUCAUCUUCUAUGUGGGACAACCUGCAGAAAUUGUGAAGGCUGCUUCUCAGCAUGCAUAGAGGAAAUAAUGCGUCACGUCAAAUCUAAUCAGGUUAUUUCAUCUGCAACAAGGGUCAGUUCAGUUAAAGCCCACACGUACUGUCACCUGUGUAAUAACAAGAUGAGCAUUCAUCAACUUCUAUACAAAUAAUUGAUAAACGAUCGAAUUUUGAUAUUCGAUUAAUCAGAAAAUGGCAGAAAAUGUUGUUUUUCAGCCUCUGGGAUGUGGAGACGUCCUGCUUCUCUCUGUUUUAUAUGAUAUACAAGUGAAUCUUUGGGUUUUGGACGGACAAAACAAGACAUUUAAAGACCUUGGACAUAUGCAAAUUAAUCGAUAAUGAAAGUAAUCGUUAGUUGCAGCCUUAAUACUCAUCAUCACCUUCAUCACCAUGUCAAGCUGUCAACAUGAAACACUGUAAUAACAAUCCACAACAUUACAGUUGUGUAAAACAUCAGGAUGCAACAAGAAGCAGUGACUCUCUCUUCACUGUAAAUCUUUCUGUUCCCUGUUUUCUGUCCUGAUGUGGAGGCAAACAUGGACAAUGCAAAGAAAUGUUCACAGAAAUGUGUUUUAUUUUUUAGA